GAGAGGAGCGCUUGAUCAUUCCCGCACACUGUAAACACCGAGAGAGCAUGAACAGGGGUUAAAACGGGGCAGUAGCGCAGGUUAGGGGCAGUGGUCUCAAGGAACAUAAGUGCUGUUUGUAGAUGAAACAGUGGUCUUAAAUAGGAUGGAUCUUCAUGGGUCUGCAGUGUUGUAAGCAGGGCCACGGCUGUAGUUUUCAGUGUCUGUGGGGAGCAUGUCUUUUUUUCCUGUGGAAAAGUAGGCAGUAUUACAUGACCCUCAGCUGUCAUUCCAAAAGCCUUUUACACUCCACAUCUUAUCGACGUUUGAAAGCAGAGAGUAAAAAGUUGGAAUUUCCUGCCUUAAAGGAUAAACUCAAUCCUCUUCUCUAACACCGUAGCUCACACCUUGCAGUAUACUGUAUAUAUGGCAUCUCCACAGCUUCUUCGUGAAGGGGAUUCGGUGAACACUCACUUGGAUUUACAAGUGGAAGAGGAACAUACCGAGCUGUCCAAUGGCUGUCCAAGGACUAACCUCAUGUCAGCGUCAUGUGACGGCAGCAGCAGUGGUCACCACAAACAGAGCGCUUUGCCCAACAGCCUGAGGAAGGGCAUCCGAAAGCGACAGGACUACAUUAAGAUAUCUGUGCCGGAAUCUAAGAACCGCCUGCCCCUGGAAUGGUGGAAAACGGGCAUUGCAUUUGUGUAUGCGUGCUUCAACUUGGUCUUGACCACGGUCAUGAUAACAGUGGUGCACGAGAGAGUUCCUGACAAGGACAACAGUCCUCCCUUGCCCGAUAAGUUUUUUGACUACGUGGAUCGCGUCCAGUGGGCCUUCUCUGUAACGGAGAUCAAUGGCAUGGUUCUCGUGGGACUGUGGUUCGUCCAGUGGCUUUUCCUCCGAUAUAAGGCUAUUGCCGGAAGAAGGUUUUUCUUUUUGGUGGGAACUCUGUACCUGUACCGAUGCAUUACUAUGUAUAUAACAACAUUACCUGUACCAGGCAUGCACAUGAACUGUGCCCCAAAGCUCUAUGCGGACUCCCAGGCCAAAAUUCAGAGGAUCCUGCGGCUGAUAUCAGGCGGGGGGUUGUCCAUUACUGGCUCCCACAUGAUGUGUGGAGACUUCCUGUAUAGCGGUCACACCGUCAUGCUCACACUGACCUACCUGUUCAUCAAGGAAUAUUCUCCUCGCCGGUUCUGGUGGUACCACCUGGUGUGCUGGCUGCUGAGUGCUGUGGGGGUAGUGUGCAUCCUGGUCGCCCACGAGCACUACACUGUGGACGUUGUGGUGGCCUAUUUCAUCACCUCGCGUCUGUUCUGGUGGUACCACACAAUGGCCAAUGUACAGGCACUGAAGACGUGCUCUAACAACUACCUCUCGCGCGUCUGGUGGAAUCCCGUGUUUCGGUUCUUCGAGAAGAACGUGCAGACCCAGGUCCCCUGCACCUUUGCCUGGCCCAUCUCCUGGCCUCCCAGCUGUUUCAAGAACUCCUGCAAGAACUACUCCAUGGUGCAGAGCAGCAGAGGGGAAUGAGAUACCGAUGCACACCUCCAUUGAGGCAUUCACCUGCAGUGUCACGUCAAACUUGAUUUUUUUUUUUCUUGUUGAUUUUCUGGAUGGAACAUCUUUAGACCAAAAUGCUAAGCAGUUCACACCAAAGACUAUGCAAAAGAAGUGCUUCUUCAACAUAUCCUGUUACAAGGUUAAAUAUAUGAACAUGCCAGCUGAAAAUCUCUCUUAAUGGGGGGGGGGAGACACGUGUUCUAGCCACAGAAGCAUUGGAACCAUAAUGUUGUUCCGAUUAUGUCCAAGGUGAGUGUGAGUGUGUGUGAAUGCGCGAUGUAGUGUAAUUCAGUGUUCAAAGUGAUUUUGAGUUGUUUUUGUUGUUGCUGUUGUUCAAAUUCAACAAAAGCAAUGAAAAACGAACAUGUUGUUGUGUUUCCUAUGGGGGCAGUUCUGAAGAAGGGUAAUCUUUCAGUGUGAUUCUUGGACACUUAUUAGAGCAUCAUCUUUGGAUGAGCAGAAACAGUUUCAUUACAGCUGGGAAGCUUGUGAAGUGGUGGAGUCAGUCAGCCACUGUGUUUUCCAAUUUCUGUGGGACUGUCUUAUAAACAACAUCAUAUCCAACCUUUCUAACAUGUGGCAAUGGAGGCCUCUACUUUUAGAACACAGUAGGGUGCAGAUAUAUCACUCAAAAUCAGAGAGUAAACAGAAGAGGGAAGCAUUGACACAAACUGUAUGCUGUGACAAUCACUUUUCAUCUAGAGCACGUUGGAACUGAAUGUUUCUGUCUUGCUGAUGCUCAGUGUUGGACAACAACAAAAUAUAUGAAUUAAUUUGUGGCCUUUAUUGUUUUUUUUUUAAAUAAAAUGCACAAGAACCUUUGUUUCCAUAUUCCAAAUGAGAAGGCAGGAUUGGUCCCUAGUAAAUCUGAAGCUUAAUGCUUGAAAUUUCAAGCAAAGGAAUGUAGCAGUCUGUUAUGCUUUCAUCAGUUUGCUUGAAUUACUCUUACCUCCUUAACUAUGUGAUGACAUCCGUUCAAAUGAUUUCAACAUUUUAAACAGAAAAAUGGGAAAUAAUUCAUUGAUGGCUCGGUUUCUGUAAAACAAUACGUUUUAUAGUGUGUAUUUCAGUAUUUAGUAUAAAUAUUCUUAUAGUGUAAGAUACAUUUUUUCUUCAGGAUUUUUAUUGGUCACUAUAUAUAUACUGUAUAUGAGAGAGACCGGUGUUUUUUUUUUUCAUUUAUCUAAGACAAAGUACAUGCUUGGGGUCUUUUCUUUUUCAGAAAUAAAGUAUUAUUUUUAAAUUAAAUUUUCAGGUAAAUCAACUUUAAUUUUGUGUGUAUAUACUGUUUAUGAAACCAUUCACAUAGACAAAUGUUAAAAGAUUUACCUUUUCUGCUUUUAUAUAAUAAUAUUUUAUAUGCAAAUUCUAUGAUGCGCCUGGCCAAAAUGUAAUUGUGUUUUAUGGUGGUUUCUUUACAAAUCAUUUUGCAGUUGUUAAUUUAAAAAAUGUUCAUUAAUACUUGAGAAAAAACAGUAAUUUGGUCUUCACAAUACCAUAAUUCACAAAAGUACCUUGACAGCAGACUGAAGUAUGUUACGUUUCCUUAUAUUAUAUUAUCAUAUAAUAUUAUAUGUAUAUUAUAUGUAUCUAUAUAUACAAAUAUGCACAAAACACAUUUGAUUAGAUCAUAGUGUCUGUCUAUAGGAUUUUAGGAAAUAAUUACACAAAAGGGGUUCCAGCUCAUAAAGUCCAUAAAAUUGCCUUUGAGUUCAUCUAUGGAAUACAUCUGAUUCACAUCAUGGACAACUGCUGUGCAGGGCUAAUAAUCUUGAAGAGCCUGUUAAAUUCGUCUCUACCUUUGACAUCACUGUGUCCUUGAGGGAGACCUCAAGAUAUAGUGUAGCUACAGUAAGUUAAUACAUGGGAAAUAUAUGGUAGUAUAUAUACAAUGAUGAAGGUAAACACUACAAUGACAUAGACUUCAACAGCAGUCACCUAUCACCAAUAAUGAUCCACAAUAAUGAAGACACUGUUCUGAAAUGAAUAUUCCAAAAUGGGAGGAAAAAUAUAUUAAAGUCAAGUCUUUGGGGGGAAAAAAAACUACAGUAAAUGGAGUGUCACAUUUCCUUUUCAACUGAACUACAGUAAGAAUUACUUUUUUCUGUUGUGACUGAUUAUAUGCUUUAUUACAGAAUAACAUGUAUUGAGCAUCUCUAGGUGUAAGAUGUGAUGAAAUUAUUGUACUUUAAUGAUGACUGGAACCCCUUUCCUGGCCAGUGUCUGUGGGCUGCAUUUUAUUCUAGUGCAGUAACCAAGGAAAAAGAUCAGAUAUCUUGUUUAGGCAUUGAGUAUCAUUUUGUAUAAACUAAGGGAGAUGUCAAUGGCUUUUAUAAUACUCAAGCACAGUACCUAGUUCCAUGUGUUAUUUUUUCUGCUUUUCUUGAAGUGAAGAGUAAAAUUAUGUUUCGGGAUCCCUGGUGCCUCAUUAUGACCUUACCCUCCUGUAAAACAUCACUAUUUAUUUAAAUAUGAAACUUGGUUAUCUGCAAUAAAAUAGCAUGACUUCAUUAGUUUCAAGAACACAGCUAAUAUUGUCUUAAUUGAUAUAUAUAUAUAUUGAAGGUUAAAGGGAAUAGAUUUGGUUAAUACAUAACUUAAUUAAGUUAAGUAACAGAUAUUAUACUGUACAUUAUACAGUAUGCCAGGACUGUCUUGCCUAAAUGUUUGACUUCAUGUUACUGUAUAUAUCAAAGUUUGUCUGAAGCCCUGCUUAUUAUCAAACUAGACAAAAGCAAAAACUUGUUGAUACCUUGAAGUGACAUUGACACAGUUUCUUGUCAAAAUACUUGAAUAAUGGUGAAAUGAAGAUUGUCUGUUUGGUGAAGCUGUAAACAGAUUGUUGAAUUAAGGCCAUGUAUGAUAAAUUGUCACCGUAAAGUAAAAUAAUGAUUUUAAGGGUUCUGCGUAUCUGAUGAUAUUGCAUUUACAGUGCCCUUAAACUUUCAUAAAUGCUAAAGGCUUUACUGAAAAAGCAUGGAUAAUGGCAUGGUUUUUACUCUUCGAAUCAACAUGGAAGAAACUGUAAUAGAAAUUCAUAUUGAGAAGUUGUGGAUUAUACUGUAAAGUUUUGAAAAUUGGAAAGAGUUCCAGAACUAACAGACUUUGCCAUCAUGGCUUCUUCUUGCUGUUACUAUAAUUAAUUAUAAGUAGUUUGCAAUUAAGAUAUUGAUUAUAUGUUGGGUGUUGAGUUUAGAAAUUGCAGGCCACCCUUUCUAUCCAGCAAAUGAAAGACAUACUGUACAGUACACACUGGCCAUUGAUCAGGAGGGCUGUUACAGUUAUAAGAAUGUAUUUCCUCCUUCAUUCUUAUAAAAUGUGUAGUUGAUCAUAAGUCAAUUAGAAUUUUAAUACUGUUUUACAAUAUCAAUAAGAAUCUUUUUUAAGAAGUAUGGAUGAGUUGUGUAAGUAGAAUUUAGUCUUGUGCUUAUUUCUAAAAUAUUAGAAAACAUACAUCACUUGUAAGAAUGAAUUCAGUAAUGUAUUUAACAGUUCUCACUGAAGCAUAAUAACAAUUACAGUCUUUCCAACAUGUAGCCAAGAUCAGUAUCUGUUACUUUUAAAACUCCAUCCUAAGGUAUUGUCUACAUUUUCCAAACAAUCAUUUUCGCUUUUCUUUUUUUUUAGAACCAAGAGUGUAGUCAAAAAGCCAUAGCUUGACAAAAUAGUUUGAGAAAUGUUGGCACCAGCACCGUAGUUCUGCAAGGAAACAUUAAAUAUACUUGAUUUAUGACAUCUGUGUUCUUAUAAAUUGAUAACCCUUUAGAAAGGUUUUGCACAGUGGUGUUGUGGUUAGCAUUGCUGCCUCACGGUGCUGGAGCCUUGGGUUCAGUUCUGGUCCAGGGGUGCUACUGUGUCUGUGAGGAUUUUGUAUGGUCUCCUUGUGUUCACGUUGUUUUUUACCAGGUGCUCCAGUUUCCACAGUCCAAAGACAUACUGUACUUGUAGGCUAACUGGCUUCUGGGAAAAUUGUCCCUGGUGUAAGUGCGUGCAUGUCCAUAUCUGUGUUUGACUUGUAAUGGACUGGUGUCCAGUCCGGUGUGUGUCCUGCCUUGUGCCUGGUGCUCGUCAGGAAACCUUCUUGCUCUCCUGCUAAAGUGUAUUGAAUUUAAGCUGUUAGAAAAUGGAUGGAUUGAUUUGCUGCAGAAAUUAACCCAGAUAUCCCGUAGUCUCCCUUCAGUAUAAUAAAUGCCCCAAUAAUAUUAGAUUCUCUUUCAACUUUUAAAUACUGUAGUUUAAAUGAAAUUAAAAGACGUAGUGUGGUUUUAAGCAUGAUACAUUCCUCCUGUGUUUUGCAUCAUUAUCAUUGAAAUCACUUGUUUUUAUAUCAUGGAGAAACAUAACUAAAUCGGUCAAAAUAUUUAUACAGCGUUCAGUAUACAUAUUUUAACCUUACUAUAGUGUUUUCACAUACCCGUUAAUUGUGGAAAUAAAUGUGCUUAAUAUUUUAUGUGCACAAGAGAGUAGUGCAAUUACAGACUUAGUCCUAAACAAUGUCCAAUUUGUUGUUGUCAGCAGCAGUUGCAGGAGACUCUAGUCAUCAGUUUGGCUUUUAAGUGUCCAGUAUAUUGAAACUGACUGAAAAGUCUAUUUGUGUUGGAAAAAAGGUUCCUUUUAUAUACAGUAAUUUACAUAUGUGUAUACAGUAGAACCAUAAAUGUACCUGACACUGCAUAACGGAUCCCCUUUGUGCUGACAUACAGUACAAGUGGGAUGCCAUUUUAAAAUCUGGCAUUUUUUGGAGAGCAUAUGCAUCUUUUGCUGGCUUAGUAUGUGCUGUUAAGCACAUUUAAACAAAAGUUUGUAAUGUGUAUUUUUAGGCGUACAUUAUACCACAGGGGCUUAAGUCUCACAUUUAAUGUGCCUUAAGAGUUUUACCCGUAAACAUAUACACUCAGUAGUGAUGACAUGACAUUCUUUGUGUGUGAUGUUGUAUUUCUGGCUGUACGUGUAAUAGUGUCAAAGCUUUUACCAUUUAUAAUUUUCACUCUGUAAAAGGUGUAAGACUGUUAAGAAUAAAAUACACCCUUACCUAUA
This is a messenger RNA of Lepisosteus oculatus (spotted gar), 6579 nucleotides long. The record is from RefSeq and is a predicted model, not a curated record. Lineage: Eukaryota; Metazoa; Chordata; Actinopteri; Semionotiformes; Lepisosteidae.